Gavialis gangeticus (Gharial) is the source of this 3989-nucleotide messenger RNA. It is a transcript of the gene NOTUM, whose product is annotated as NOTUM, palmitoleoyl-protein carboxylesterase. The transcript is spliced from 11 exons. Gene Ontology annotation, molecular function: hydrolase activity. The record is from RefSeq and is a predicted model, not a curated record. Lineage: Eukaryota; Metazoa; Chordata; Crocodylia; Gavialidae.
UGCUGUUUGAAGGGGAUAUGGGGGUCAUGUGCUUUGGAUCUCCUUUGGAUGCUGAAGUAAUUGCACCCCUUGAAUCCUCAACCUCUGCUGAGGGUUGUCAACAGGAGAGCUAAGUGAGCCAAUUUCAGUGGAGGAUUUUGUAAUGUUGGCCCUGGUCACAACACCUGCAUUGAUUCUUUUCUAGCACAUCUAAUUCCUUUCUGAACAUUAUUCUUCCACCAGGUAGAAAUGAAUCCCAGUCACUAGAAAGCUGGCUUGGGCUUUCACAGUGAGUUGGAGCUAAACUAACUACACUGGCACCUUUCCAGGCCACGAAACCUCCAGCCCCUCUUGGCUUAUUAACAUCUUUUUUUGCUGGUUUACGACCCAGAGACAAGAAGCUGAAAGAAGUGUUAUGACGAUGCAGUAGACACAACUCAUUGCACUAUCUGUACACAGUAUGUGUUCUUACCCUUCUUGCACGGAGAUGAAAGCUCACAGGAGACGGUUCGACUUCAUUAACUAUUUCAGCCUAUCCACCUCUACCUGCCUCGCUGUCCCUGCAAGAAGAUGCCAUGGGGAGGGCAGCCUUCUGAAAUUAAUGCUCUGAUAACUCCAGUUAAGCAUCCCAGCACUGGACCAUCCAGUCCCUUUGAUGGAUAUGGAUGGCCUGCAUUUCACUGAUGGGUGAGGGGGAGAGCUGUACUCAUAACUCCCUUUAGGGACCAAUGACUCACCCUCCAACUAUCUGAAAAAUAUGUCUGCUUCUUUCAAAUAGCCAGUGUUUUCUUUCCAAAUGUUCAUCUCCUCUCUGGCCAGUGAUGGUUAUUUCCUGUGUUCUCCAUGGGGGAUAAGUUUUUCCAUCCCAGCCAAGGGUAAGAGCAAAGGAUUUUCUCUGAUUUUUACCAAUUCGUUACAAAGAAGGGAGAGAAAUAGUUGUACUGUACUAAAAAAUUAGUUCAGGAUGUAGACUUGAAUAACUGGUUAGGUUGUUCCUUUCUGUCUGGAUUUUCCACUUGAAGGUAAUCUGUAUUUUACAAACUGAAACAAAAGAAAAGCUAGGUUAUGUUUUUUCCUUUCCACCCACGCUCUAAAACAGAUGAUCAAAAGGUUUUAUUUUAAUCACAUGCCAGUUUUACAGUGGUUUAACUUUGUUGAACCUAGUGGAGCUAUGGGUCAGCAAGCAUUUAUUCAGAUUCUGACUGGCUAUUAACGAUGUUCCUGUCUUUUGUUGUGAAUUCUUUAUGAAAACUUGUGGGAAUGGAUCUUUGUUUAUUCAAAAAUCAGGGGAAUGUUCUUGGUAAAACUACCUCUACUCUCACACGCCUGAUUAAUUCAUCAUCGUUUCUUGUUUGUAAUUCAUUAUGUGUUUUUAUGCUUAAGAGGUUUCAGGCAUCCAAUCAGAGAGUUGAAUCAAUGCCAUGUCACUUAAGUCACCAAUCACAGAGCCUGAACAACAAAUGGUAACUAGCAGAUACUGGAGGUGACUGGAAUCCACAUAACCAUAAGCAUUGUUCGGCUAAAAGUAUUCAGUGAAUAGCUGCAAAUAACUAAUACGUUUGUAGAAAUCAGAAAUGGUUCAUGAAUGAUUCAUUAAAAGUAGCAAAAUUAAUUCAGAGGUUCACUUAUUCAUAAUGAAUAAUGCAUCUCCCUCUAAUAUAUUUAGGAGAACUAUUGUAUAACGUAAUUCCCAGGCCAGAUCUAUAAUCUGUAAACCUGACAAAACCUGGACUAGGACUAAAAUGUGCUAUUUGUUGAAAAGCUGAAAGGCCUGUGCUGAAAUAAUUUGAUGAGGGAAUGAGCUGAAAUCUCUGACCAGGUUCAAAUGCAUUUCUUAUUCAUGAAAUGACUUAAAUUAAUCUAUCCUAUAGAAAUGGCUUGCCAGUUCAUACCCCCAGGAAAACAGGAAGCCCAGUGGAGAUAGUUAUUGAGACUUUCAGCAUGCAAAUAGAAAGCUUGCAACUUCUUCAGAACAGGGUGUGGUAUCUUUCCUCCAGCCCCUGUCAUCUGCCCAUCCUUGGCAGCAGCUCAAAAAAAAAAAGGCAGAAAUGUAUUCCACAUGAGACAGUAUUAAGUCCUUGGUAGCUGUGAUCUGAGCAGAAGUACUCUUUCUGGCUGUGUAACAACUCCUCUUGGCUUUUCAGCUCAGACUCUUCGUUUGUUGACCAUCAGGGAUUUCCCUUGCCUUUGGUGUUAGGAGGUUUUAGCUGAGGGUCAACCAUUUGCCAGCAUUCUUGACACCAGGUAGUGGUAUUUCAACUCUGCAGCACCAUCUUUACAGCGUAUUAACAUGCAUGUGUCUAUAUUAGUGCACAUGCCUAGGUCCAUUUUUUGUUGGUCUGUAUUCUCCACGCCAUCUUUGUUAAACCUUGCUUUCUCCAGAUAUUUAUGUUGGCCUUUUCAUGCAGUGUGGGUUUAUUCUCUGCCAGCUCGUAGAGGAGGCAUUUACUAUGAAAAUACCAGGGGCACUCCUGGCUUUGUUGCUUCUGGGGGAAGCAGUGUCUCAAAGCAAACGUUAGUCCAAAGCUAAUGUGAAGACUCCUGCCCAGAGUCGAAAGGGUCUGAACGCUGCCGGGGAACUGGCCCAGACUGCUACUGAAGAGGACACUAUUGUAGGAGUUCUUCCUCCUGUGCAAGAUGCAUUGGCAUUACAGCUAAGAAGCCCCUCACUAGCCCCUUCGCCUGCUUUGAAGGCCCUGAGCAACAUGAAACUUUUCUUUCUGAGGAACAGUGGGGUCACCUGUAAUGAUGGGACAGCAGCUGGAUACUACUUAAGGGAGAGCAGAGGGAGCAAGAAAUGGAUCAUAUUCUUAGAAGGUGGCUGGUGCUGUUAUAAUAAAGAAACCUGUGAUACCAGAUAUAAGAAUAUCCGCCGUUUAAUGAGCUCCUCUGACUGGCCCCAAACAAAGAAAGGCAUGGGCAUCUUGUCUGGUCAGAUGGAAGAAAGCCCCCGCUGGUGGAACGCCAAUGCCGUGUUUGUGCCUUACUGCUCUAGUGAUAUCUGGAGUGGGACUCUGCCCAAAGCUCGACAAGACUAUGCCUUCAUGGGAUCUCUGAUUAUCCAGGAGGUGAUUAAGGACCUGGUCCCCAAGGGAAUUAAACAUGCUAAAGUGGUCCUCCUUGCUGGGGCAAGUGCUGGUGGGACUGGUGUGCUACUGAACCUGGAGAGGGUGGCUGCCCUGCUGGAGGAGCUGGAGGCUGAGGCAGUCCAGGUCAGAGGGCUUGUAGACUCUGGUUGGUUUCUUGACAUUAACCAUCCAAGACAAUCUGACUACUUAGAUGCUGCCUCCCAUGCCCCAACAGAUGCAAUCAAGAAAGGACUCAGGAUGUGGAACGGGAUCCUCCCAGAAAAAUGUAGGCAGCAGUUCAAGAGGGCUGAUGAAUGGCAGUGCUUCCUCGGGUACCGGCCGUUCUCAUCCUUGAAAUCUCCAGUUUUUGUGGUCCAGUGGCUGUUUGAUGAAGAGCAGAUGAAAUUGGAAAGUAUCCAUCUUGGCAGCCAGUCUCUGGCAGAAAAUCAAUGGAACUAUAUACAGAACCUUGGACGCGAACUUAGGAACUCACUGCGCGAUGUCCCGGCCGUGUUUGCACCUGCCUGUCUGUCUCACACGUUGAUUACAAAAAGCUACUGGAUGGAAUUUCAAGUGAAAGGCGUCUCUUUGGCCAGAGCUUUGCAGUGCUGGGAGAGGAGUCUUCAAGAAAGCAAUAAAGGCCCAAAAGUUCCCCCUAGAAGCUGUCCCUUCCAUCUGAUUGAUAGCUGUCCAUGGCCCCACUGCAACCCCACCUGCGCAGCCCUGCCUGAUCACCCCGCAGGAUUAGAAGGGAGCUUCAUGCAAACUUUAUUAAGGUUGUGACUUGAUGUCCCUAGGAAAGCUCAGGAGUUCAGAGCUGACCCCAGUCAGCGAACAGGAACGUUCAGCAGUGGGGGCUAAUGUACAAAACUGAUGUCCACAUGGAUUUAUUGCAGCUGAGUGUGAAAUAGGGCAGGAUGUUGAGCAAAGUCAAGGAUUUUA